UAGCCAACAGCUAGGUGUACAGCUGUCGAUAGAUGUGUGAACCACGUAUUUUAGAUACUACCACAUUUCAGUAUUGCAGCUAAACGUCGUACUCCAAAUUUGAUUCAGAGCACUGCGGGACGAGUAUAAGGAUGGACCUACAGAAGAUUAUCCACGAUGCAUUGUAUGAUUUCAUCCAGUCCCACAUACCCGAUGCAGAUACAAGCACACUUGACGACGUUCUCCUGUCGUACAUCACGGGCGUUUUGGAGGACCUUGGCUCGCAGGAGAGCGUGGAGGAAAACUUUGACGUUGAAGUAUUCGUCGAGAUGCUGGAGGCAUACAUCCCCGGCUUUGCUGAAAUUGACAGUGUUAAAGUUUGUGAGAUGAUGUUCAGUCUGGCUUCAAAAUUAGCCUCAGCACGGGACACAGAAAAUUCCGAGAUGAAGACUGGACCAAAGGAUUGUUCCCUGAUUGACAGCUCCGCUUUAAGCAGUAGGGCUCCGGUACAGAAGACAUGUGGCCACCCGUCACAGGCAGAGGGCGCCACAGCGAAGGUCUGUGCUCCUGAGUGGGACAGCCAAGAGCAGCACCUCCUGGAGAUGUUUCCGAAAUGCAGUGUGACAGAGGCGAGGAGCGCCCUGUCCAUUGCCAAAGGAGACAUGGAGGAGGCUGUGCGCCUCAUUAUUGAAGGAGACAUCCAGCUGAAUAACACUCCUCCUCUGGAGACUAAUCCUGGGAAGACUGUAUCGGUGCAGGCUGAUCAGAGGCUGAAAGCGAGCAUUUUGGAGAAGUACAUGUUGGUGGACAGCGAGGAAGAUAAGAAAACCCACAGACCUGUCAUUCCAAAAGACGCUCCAAAGAAGCUUGUGCGUUACCAUGGCAGCCAGGUGGUGACCACAAAGGGAGAGCGCUACCACCAAGUCAAGAAAGACGAGACAGAGGACAUAAAGAAGACUUACAUAAAUCUCAAACCAGCUCGGAAAUAUCGCUUUCAUUGA
Messenger RNA from Chanos chanos (milkfish), 980 nucleotides. RefSeq names its product CUE domain containing 2 (gene cuedc2). The transcript is spliced from 9 exons. The coding region runs from base 132 to 980 and encodes 282 amino acids. The record is from RefSeq and is a predicted model, not a curated record. Lineage: Eukaryota; Metazoa; Chordata; Actinopteri; Gonorynchiformes; Chanidae.